Molecule: messenger RNA, 1076 nt
Organism: Aspergillus sclerotioniger CBS 115572
Lineage: Eukaryota; Fungi; Ascomycota; Eurotiomycetes; Eurotiales; Aspergillaceae
Product: HAD family hydrolase
Exons: 2
Coding region: 13-687 (224 amino acids)
Biological process (GO): DNA repair; dephosphorylation
Molecular function (GO): phosphoglycolate phosphatase activity
Source: RefSeq, a predicted model, not a curated record
AACACCGCCGCCAUGUACAACCUCGUCAUCUUCGACUUUGAUGGCACCAUCUUCGACACCUACGAUGCCAUCGAGCACUCCAUCCAAUUGACCUUCCAGCAGCUGCUGCCCUCCCACCCGACCCCCUGCCCCGCGACAUCCGCGCUCUCCGACACCUUCCGCAGUCUGCACCCCGAUCCCACCACCUUCGACGAGUCUGCAUGGAUCACUACCUACCGGGGGAUCUAUGAUAUCCAUGGCCAGUCCCAGACCCGACCGUAUCCCGCCGCCCGGCAGGUCCUCGAAUCCCUACAUGCUCGGAAGGUGCCCAUCGCCAUCAUCAGCAACAAGGUCGCGGUGGCGGUGAAGGCCGCCUUGGAGAAGACCGACCUGCUGCAAUACUUUCCCGAUUCCCUCAUCCUGGGCCAGGGUCUUGCCGGAGUGCAGCGCAAGCCGGACCCGUCCAGCUUCACCGAGGUUCUGUGGCCCAACUUGCAGGCCCUGGGGACGGAGGGCGGCCUGGACGUAAGCAAGGUACUGAUGGUGGGCGACACCUUGACGGAUAUCCAUUACGCGAAAAACAUUGGGGUCAAAUCAUGCUGGUGUCGCUAUGGACAGGGCGACCCGGAGGAGUGCGAGAGGCUGGAGCCGGAUCAUAUCAUUGAUACAUUUGAGGAUGUACUCAAGGUGGUGGAGGGGACGAUUUAAUCGGCCGAUGCCCUUGGGUUUCAGUGGCUAGACGGUGCCGUAGAUGGCAGGCCUAUCAUGAUGGAUCAGGGUAUGGACCCGGGUGCCCCGACUGAGAUGCCUUGAUUGCUGCAGUGCCAUCACAGAUCCUUGCAGACCCGUCCAGGGCCCCAGUGACAAAUUGGAUAUUCUGGGGUCGCUCCUCGGUGGUGAUAUGCGCUUGCACGAGUACCAUCCAGUAGGGCCCCCUUGGGUGCCAUUGUAAUGCAGCACUUGCAAGUGCUCGGCAGGCGACCCUGACGUGUUGGACCCUUGGUUCGGAGUGGUCAGAUGGUGGCAUUGGCCUUGUAUAAACCUCAAUAGUGAGAUAGAGUAACCGGGGUGGCGCGGAGACCGGCCGAAGCGUGGAG